This is a messenger RNA of Electrophorus electricus (electric eel), 2690 nucleotides long. It is a transcript of the gene faxca, whose product is annotated as failed axon connections homolog, metaxin like GST domain containing a. NCBI's taxonomy places the organism in Eukaryota, Metazoa, Chordata, Actinopteri, Gymnotiformes, Gymnotidae. The record is from RefSeq and is a predicted model, not a curated record. Gene Ontology annotation, cellular component: cytoplasm.
GUGCACAGCGGCGGCGGGCGGCUGCGGACGGGUGCCGACCCCACCGCGGAGACGACCACCAGGAGAGAUGCCCCCUUCACCUCCAUUCCGCAAGAAACAAACUACCACCGCCGGGCAGCUCUGAUGAAGCCCCCACUGACGAAACCAGGCAGGGCCAAAGGGCUGAAAGAAGAGAGAGAGAAUGUACUGGCGCAUCGGGGUCGCUUGGACCCGAUCGUGUGUAGUUGAUUUUGGCCGCAACAAGAGCCUCUCCUUCGGCUUGUGUAGCUCGGAUGAGCAGCUCUCGCUUUAUGGGUACAUCAUUGCCUACCCACUGCAGGACUUCGGUGGGAUCAUGUCAGCGCUGGGGUCGGACUCAUGGUGGCGGAAAUCGCUCUACAUUACUGGGGGCGCUCUGCUCGCCGCCGCUGCCUAUUUACUCCACGAGUUGCUCGUCAUCAGAAAAGAACAAGAAAUGGAUUCUAAAGAUGCCAUCAUCCUCCACCAGUUCUCCCGGCCCAAGAAUGGAGUUCCCAGCCUGUCCCCCUUUUGCUUGAAGAUGGAGACCUACCUGCGCAUGGCAGACCUGCCAUACCAGAACUACUUCGACGGGAAGCUGUCUCCUCAGGGGAAGAUGCCAUGGAUUGAGUAUAACCAGGAGCAGGCGUACGGCUCAGAGUUCAUCAUUGACUUCUUGGAGGAGAGGUUGGGUGUGAACCUGAAUAGUGGCCUGACCGCCCAGGAGAGGGCUGUGUCUCGGGCCAUCACCAAAAUGGUGGAGGAGCAUUUUUACUGGACGAUAGCCUAUUGCCAGUGGGUGGAUAACCUGGAAGAGACCAAGAGGAUGCUGGCUGUGAGCGGACCACUGAGUGAGCUGCUCAGGUGGAUCCUGAGUCACAUGACCAGAGGAAUCGUGAAGAGGGAGAUGUAUGGCCAUGGCAUCGGACGCUUCUCCAGAGACCAGGUCUACAUGCUUAUGGAGAAGGAUAUGCGCACCCUCGCCACUUUGCUCGGAGAUAAAAAAUACAUCAUGGGCCCUACGGUGUCCACGGUAGAUGCUGCAGUGUUUGGCCAUCUUGCCCAGGCCAUGUGGACGUUACCUGGCACCCGACCGGAGCAGCUCAUCAAAGGUGAGUUCAUCAACCUAGCCAUGUACUGUGAGCGUAUCCGGAGGAAAUUUUGGCCUGAGUGGUUUGUGGAUGUUGAUGACUUCUACUACGAUGGCUCCAGUGAGGAGGCAGACUCUCCGUCACAGUUGCCUGACCUGGGCCUUUACACGCACAGUGACAGUUUCCAUGAUGAGGCCAACUCACUCUCGCGCUCGGCCACCUCACAUUCUCUGGACAGCGACCGCACCGGACACUCCCUCUUCGACUCAGACAUGGAUGCAGAGCACUCAGAGGCAGAGCUCAAGUGUUGAUUACACUCCCUGCCCCCCUAAAUGGUGCCCUGCCAAGUUCUCCCACCAGUCAGAAGGGGAGGUGUUUAGCAGGAAUAUACCUUUGUGAGGAAGGCAGGGCUUCUCCAAGAUGCCGGGUGCACAAGAAAGAAAGGGCGAAAAAGACGGAACAGUGACUAUGGGAAAACUAGAGAAUCUUUUAUUAUCAAGUACAUGCAAGAGAAUAGAAAAUAAAUGGGGGAAGGGAAAGAAGGAAAAAUAAGUCUCCUUAAAAUUCAAGUACAUUUUGAACCAGACAGGAUAGCAGAAUUGUAACAGCACAGGGCAGCUUGAGCGAGAUGUAAUAAAUAUCAGAGCUGCUCUUGUGACAGACAUGAAGGUAAAGGAGAAAACCCGAAUGGUAAGAUCACAAAAGCGGAGAGUGACAGGAGAGGGGAGGGAAUGACGCCCCAGCUGAACCAUUUCCCCCGUCCGUGCUUCAGUGUGGAUUUGCUGUCGCUCUGUAUGCUAGCCUCAUCCACCCACCAACUACCGCAUUCUUCACACCUGUCCCGAGAUUCAUUCCCUGCAUGGAUGUCAGUAUGAAUAUGAAUAUUUUAGGAGCUGUAUGGAGAGCUGUUGGUACAUUUCCUGAUGAAUUUAACCCCUGCAGUUGCCUAGCCUUGAGCUGGUCGGUCGGUGUAGUCGACCGGCUGUUCUCCAAAGACUCUGCCUGCUUCCUCUUUAAGGUUGGGCAACUGUCUUUCUGCCUUAGAUCAGAUUUUAACUUUAUUAACUGAACAGUGUGAUGCUGAAACAGCCCACAACCUGAUUAAAAAAAACAAACCCGGUUCUCUUGUCAAUCCCUCAACAACUGGAGCUUUUCCUCAGCAUUCAUGCACAAACUGAGCCCAGUUUCAUUCUUACAUGACAGAACAUUCCAAUGGUUAUAUGAUGACAAAAGAACAGAAGUGUCUUGCAUUAUAACAUAAUGGCGUCUUUAGACCAUGGUUGCUUUUCCCCCACCUAACACACAUGUUGCCAUUCUGGAACUUGCACUGGCUUCUCUUAAGUCUUCAGUGACCCUGCGUGCUUGACCCCUUGAGACGGCCCUCAGCAUUUGAGCCACUGCACGAAGACCUAAUCGAAUAGUGCAGUGCCUUUCUUUGAUGUGUUCGUCUGUGUUGAUCCUUCUACUUUGUAUGUUGUUGUCACUGCAUGUGUGGGCUGUAUACAGGCACUCAAAUCUAAAGCUUGGGGACUGUGGGAGAUGUGUUUUCCCCAUGAAUUAUAUGAAGUUGGCGUGAGCAUGGGUUCAGUGAGGAUGUGGCUA